Erigeron canadensis is the source of this 3085-nucleotide messenger RNA. Its product is annotated as leishmanolysin-like. The coding region runs from base 345 to 2867 and encodes 840 amino acids. Gene Ontology annotation, biological process: cell adhesion; proteolysis. NCBI's taxonomy places the organism in Eukaryota, Viridiplantae, Streptophyta, Magnoliopsida, Asterales, Asteraceae. Gene Ontology annotation, cellular component: membrane; cytoplasm. The record is from RefSeq and is a predicted model, not a curated record. The transcript has 17 exons. Gene Ontology annotation, molecular function: metalloendopeptidase activity.
AUUACAUUAAUUUCUUCUCACAAUAACACAACAAAUUUUUCAUAUGAUAUUUGUCAGAAAAAUACAUACACGUCUAUGUAUUUAUCACAAUUUCUUACAAGCAUUCCAAUAACAAGUCCACUAAUGUACAACAUACAAAACAAUCAUUAUAACCAUUUUGUUUCAUAAAUCAUAAUAAAACAGCUGACACCCAUGAAUAAAUAAAUAAGUUCAUGUAUUUUAUUCAUUUAUUCAUUUAAUUUUUCUGAAAAUGCCACAAAAUUUGAAUAAGAUCUGGGAGUGGUGGAGGUCGCCGGCGAUUUGAUUGCACCGAUGACUUUACCGGCAUCCGUACAAUUCAUUUCAUGGAGUUAAAGAUUUCUUCAAUAAUAACCAUUAAUAAUAAUUAUAAAAAUAUUAGUAUUUCAAGAUGCAUUGUUUUCCCCACAAGGAAAUUGUUGACUGAGCUAUUUGUUCUUCAGAUUAUUUUAGUGUUAGUAUUUUUCGACAUCGGCCAAGCAAAAUUAGUGGAAAAAGAGUUACAACGGCAAGUGCAAAGGUUUGAAGAGAAUGGUGAAAAUAUUCAAUCCCAUUCGUGUAUCCAUGAUCAAAUAAUUGAACAAAGAAGGAAAAGACCUGGACACAAGGUGUUUUCAGUUACACCACAGGUUUAUCAUGGGUCAGGCCAUCUUCACCAUAGGGGAAGAGAGUUAUUGGGAGCUUAUAAAUCACAAAGGAUUUUCAAGGAUGCAAAGUUACCGAUAAGAAUUUAUUUAAACUAUGAUGCCGUGGGUCACUCACCUGAUAGGGAUUGUAGGAAUGUUGGAGAUAUAGUUAAGCUAGGCGAGCCUCCCGUGGCUUCUGAUUCUGGUAGGCCCUUGUGCAAUCCUCCGGUUUUUGGUGACUGUUGGUAUAAUUGCACUCUGGAUGAUAUAACUGGGGAGGACAAAAGGCGUCGCCUUCAUAAGGCUUUAGGGCAGACAGCAGAAUGGUUUAGUAGAGCUUUGGCUGUUGAACGCGUGAGAGGAAACCUAAGGUUAAGCGGUUACUCUGCUUGUGGUCAAGAUGGCGGUGUUCAGCUUCCACGCAAAUACAUAGAAGUGGGCGUUGCCGAUGCAGAUCUAGUUCUUUUGGUGACCACAAGGCCCACUACAGGCAACACCCUGGCAUGGGCUGUAGCAUGUGAACGUGAUCAAUGGGGUCGUGCAAUUGCCGGACAUGUGAAUGUUGCUCCUCGUCACUUGACAGCAGAAGCAGAAACAUUACUUUCGGCUACCCUCUUACAUGAAGUGAUUCACGUUCUUGGGUUUGACCCUCAUGCCUUCACACACUUUAGAGAUGAGAGAAAAAGACGACGUAUUCAGGUCACCAGACAAACCAUGGACGAAAAGCUUGGGAGGAUGGUAACUCGUGUGGUCCUUCCACGUGUUGUCAUGCAUUCACGCUAUCAUUACGGGGCAUUUUCCGAGAAUUUCACUGGUCUGGAGCUUGAAGAUGGUGGAGGUCGUGGAACAUCAGGAUCUCACUGGGAGAAGAGACUUUUGAUGAAUGAAAUAAUGACUGGUUCUGUUGAUACAAGAUCUGUAGUUUCAAAAAUGACAUUAGCGUUGCUAGAAGAUAGUGGCUGGUAUCAAGCUAAUUAUAGCAUGGCAGACCGACUCGAUUGGGGCCGAAAUCAGGGGACCGAUUUUGUUACGACCCGUUGCAAUCUUUGGAAAGGGGCAUAUCAUUGCAACACAACACAAUUUUCCGGAUGUACAUAUAACAGGGAAGCCGAGGGUUAUUGUCCAAUUGUAAAUUAUAGUGGGGACCUACCACAUUCGGCCCGUUAUUUUCCUCAGGCUAACAAAGGUGGGCAAUCAGCAUUGGCUGAUUACUGCACCUAUUUUGUAGCUUACUCUGAUGGUUCAUGUGUAGACACUAAUAGUGCACGGAUACCUGACAGAAUGUUGGGGGAAGUCCGUGGAAGUAACUCGAGGUGUAUGGCCUCUUCAUUAGUACGUACUGGGUUCGUUAGGGGUUCUAUGACACAAGGAAAUGGUUGUUACCAACAUAGGUGCGUCAACGGGACUUUGGAGGUUGCUGUUGAUGGCAUAUGGAAGGCGUGCCCGGAAGCUGGUGGACCCGUUCAGUUUCCUGGAUUUAAUGGCGAGCUAAUCUGCCCUGCAUAUAAUGAACUUUGUGGUAUAAAGCCUCUUCUCAUGUCCCAACAGUGUCCCAAUUCAUGCAAUUCAAAUGGCGACUGUGUUGAUGGAAAGUGUAUUUGCUUUCUUGGGUUUGAUGGCCAUGAUUGUAGCAAGCGGUCUUGUCCUAGCAAUUGUAAUGGACAUGGAAAGUGCCAUAAGAAUGGUAUGUGUGAAUGUUCAUAUGGGUUCACCGGGAUCGACUGUUCUACUGCGAUAUGUGAUGAACAAUGCAGCCUUCAUGGCGGAGUGUGUGAUAACGGGGUGUGUGAAUUUCGGUGCUCUGACUAUGCAGGCUACACUUGUCAAAACAGUUCUUUGGUCCUUGAUAAUCUUUCAAUUUGCAAAGAUGUUUUAAUUAAUGAAGGUGGUGGCCAACACUGUGCUCCUAGUGAAUCAAGCAUCUUGAGGCAGUUGGAGGAUGUGGUGGUGAUGCCCAAUUAUCAUCGCCUGUACCCAAGUGGUGCUAGAAAGAUUCUCAACAUGUUCAUAGGCAGAAACUGUGAUAAAGCAGCCAAACGGCUUGCAUGUUGGAUAUCAAUUCAGAAGUGUGAGAAAGACGGUAACAAUAGAUUAAGAGUAUGUUAUUCAGCAUGCCAAGCGUAUAAUCUGGCAUGUGGAGCGUCACUAGAUUGUUCAGACCAAACACUUUUCAGUGACAAAGGUCUAUGCACAGGUUCGGGUGAGAUGGAGUCAUGGUUUUGAAUCCCUGUAUAUCAUAGAACAGUUUUUUUGGUUCACUUUUUCCCGUGUAUUUUUGUAGAUAUAUUAUUGUAAAGGAAAAGUCAGCACAAAGUGCAUUGGCUUUAGGGUUGUUUGUUGUCCCCACCCAAGAAUUUUCAUGGAUGUAAAAAAUAUGCAAUGCAUGUUAAUGAAAAUAACCCCCCAAAAAAUGAAAGAAGAAAUUCAAUGGGAUUUGUUCA